AUGGCCCCUCAAGGAGCGAGAAAAUCGUCGGGUCUGCCUUCGGGCUAUGUGGAAGACCUAUCACAAGGUCAAAUGCUCCGCUAUGAAGACUCCCUCCCCCGCCUCCCCGUUCCCACCCUCGACGAAACCGCCAAACGCUAUUUGAAGUCCGUCCGGCCUCUCAUCAGCAAGUCCGAAUUCCAAAGCACCCAGAAGGCCGUCGAGGAGUUCGUCCGCCCCGGCGGGCAGGGCGAGGCGCUGCAGAGCCGCUUGGUGGCGCGUCGGGACGAUCCCAACGUGCGGAAUUGGAUCGCGGAAUGGUGGGACAAUUCCGCGUACCUGGGCUAUCGCGAUCCCGUCAUCCCGUACGUGAGCUACUUUUACUCGCAUCGCGACGACCGCAAACGGCGGGACCCUGCGAAGCGUGCCGCCGCCAUGACGACCGCCAUUCUCGACUUUAAGAGCCAGGUGGAUGCCAAGACGCUGGAGCCGGAGUACAUGCGCAAGCUGCCGAUGGCCAUGUCGAGCUACAAGUGGAUGUUCAACGUCUGCCGAGUCCCUGCCAAGCCGUACGAUUACCCGGUCAAAUACGACUACCAGAAGAACGCUCACUUGGUUGUCAUUCGCAAGAAUCAGUUCUUCAAGGUUCUGCAUGAGGUCGACGGUAAGCAAUUGAAUGCGGCCGAGCUGGAGCAGCAGUUCCGCCGCAUCUACGAGCGUGCCGAGAAGGCUGCCCCGGUCGGUCUGUUCACUUCAGAGAAUCGCGACACAUGGACCGACGUCCGAGAGCGCCUGAUCGCGGCCCAUCCCACGAACCAGUCGGUCCUCGAAACCAUUGAAUCCAGCUCCUUCGUUGUCUGCCUUGACGAUGCCUCUCCGGUGACGCUCGAGGAGCGCUGCCGCCAGUACUGGCACGGUGAUGGCAGCAACCGCUGGUUCGACAAGCCGUUGCAGUUCAUCAUCAACGACAACGGUACCUCUGGCUUCAUGGGUGAACAUUCCAUGAUGGAUGGAACGCCGACCCACCGACUCAACGAUUACGCCAACAUGCUGCUCUUCACCAACGCCCUCGACCUGUCCGACACCAGCAUUCGAUCCACCCUCCCCGAGCCGGCCCCGCUCAAGUUCACGCUCAACGAGAAGCUGAACGAGGACAUCGUCAACGCGCAGAAACACUUCAACUGGCAGAUCGGCAUGCACGAGCUGCGCGUCCAGGCGUACCAGGGCUAUGGCAAAGGCCUAAUCAAGAAGUUCAAGUGCUCGCCCGACGCCUACGUUCAGAUGAUCAUCCAGCUCGCCUACCACAAAUUCUACGGCAAGAACCGCCCGACCUACGAGUCGGCCGCUACCCGGAAGUUCCAGCUCGGCCGCACCGAAACCUGCCGCACCGUCAGCGAGGAGAGCGUGGCCUUCUGUGAUGCCAUGGCCAGCGCGGAUGCGUCGGACGCGGAGCGCGUCACCAAGUUCCGUGCCGCCCUCGACGGCCACGUGAAGUACAUCAGCGACGCCAGCGACGGCCGCGGCGUGGACCGACAUCUCUUCGGCCUGCGGAACUGCUUGAAGGACGGCGAGGAGGUGCCGGGAAUCUACAAGGAUCCGGCCUUCACCUACAGCUCGACCUGGCGCAUCUCGAGCAGCCAGCUGAGCAGCGAGUACUUCAACGGAUAUGGCUGGAGCCAAGUCGUCGACGAUGGAUGGGGAAUCGCCUACAUGAUCAACGAAAACAGCAUCCAAUUCAACGUUGUCAGCAAGAACCUCGGCUCCGAGCGCAUGAGCUUCUAUCUCAGCGAGGCUGCCUCCGAGAUUCGCGACCUCAUGGUGCCGUCUUUGGAAUCGGCCAAGGCGAAGCUAUAG
Messenger RNA from Eremomyces bilateralis CBS 781.70, 1833 nucleotides. RefSeq names its product acyltransferase ChoActase/COT/CPT. Gene Ontology annotation, biological process: carnitine metabolic process. Lineage: Eukaryota; Fungi; Ascomycota; Dothideomycetes; Eremomycetales; Eremomycetaceae. The record is from RefSeq and is a predicted model, not a curated record. The transcript has 4 exons. Gene Ontology annotation, molecular function: carnitine O-acetyltransferase activity. Bases 1 to 1833 code for a protein of 610 amino acids. Gene Ontology annotation, cellular component: peroxisome; mitochondrion.